Messenger RNA from Mauremys reevesii (Reeves's turtle), 847 nucleotides. Its product is annotated as fibrinogen-like protein 1-like protein. The record is from RefSeq and is a predicted model, not a curated record. Bases 140 to 847 code for a protein of 235 amino acids. Lineage: Eukaryota; Metazoa; Chordata; Testudines; Geoemydidae. The transcript is spliced from 2 exons.
CUGGGGUGAUGCUGGAGGGCUGUGGCGCCAGCCCUCACUCUGCUAGGUCAGUCUCACAGCAGCUGCUCCUGUUCCUCCAGGGUUCCGGGCCAGGACGAGCCGUCUCCAGGGAUGCCUGGCCCUCCUGGCUGUGGCCUCAAUGACUCGUUUCUGCACAACCCCUGUCCAGAGCGCUGAGCAUGGGGGUGGCACGAGUGUCACUUCCCAGAGUGGGUUCCCCAGAGACUGCAGCUACAUUCCCAGGGACAGCCCCAGUGGGGUCUAUGCCAUCCAGCCGGCAGGCUCUCCCCCUCGGGUGGUGUGGUGUGACAUGGACACCGAAGGCAAAGGCUGGACCGUUGUCCAGAGAAAUUCUUACAACACAGAGAUCACCUGGACGGAGUCCUGGAGCACCUACAAGUACGGCUUUGGGAACGUGCAGAAGGAUUACUGGCUGGGCAACGAGUACCUGUCCCUGCUCACGCGGCAGAACACCUACAAGGUCCGCUUUGUCGUGGAGGACAAAUCCAACAACACCCGCUACGCGGAGUACGACAUCUUCAGUGUCGGGGAUGAGCCCAGUGGGUACCCGCUGAGGCUGGGCAGGUACUCUGGGAACGGCACGGACUAUUUUACCACCUACCAUGCCAGCGUGGGGGGCAUACACGACAAUAUGAAGUUCAGCACAACUGACAAGGAUCAGGACCAGUCCAGUGGGAAUUGCGCAAGUAGCUAUGGGGGCUGGUGGUACGACAAGUGUCAGAACGUCCAGAUGAAUGGGAAAGGCUACAUCUACUGGGCAGGAUUCUGUAGUUCCGGAGAGUGCAAAUCCUCCACCAUUCUGGUUAAACCAGCAGACGUGUGCUGA